Molecule: messenger RNA, 198 nt
Organism: Hydatigera taeniaeformis
Lineage: Eukaryota; Metazoa; Platyhelminthes; Cestoda; Cyclophyllidea; Taeniidae
Source: the annotation of a GenBank genome assembly
AUGGGUGUGGCGAGUGGCGUAGCUGUCGACAAUGAGAGAGAGUGUAUGUUCCCUCGUCACCUGCAUUUGGUCAUUUACGAAGACGGGGAGCUGAACAACUUGGCAACGAAUAUGGCCACGCCACCACUUAGCGUGGAGACGGUUUGGGGUGGCGCUGCUGGCCAUGAAGUGGAGAAGUCCAUGGGCAUCAGAGAGUAG